Scaptodrosophila lebanonensis is the source of this 5797-nucleotide messenger RNA. RefSeq names its product hemicentin-2 (gene ed). Gene Ontology annotation, molecular function: cell adhesion molecule binding. The transcript has 8 exons. The record is from RefSeq and is a predicted model, not a curated record. Gene Ontology annotation, cellular component: cell-cell junction. NCBI's taxonomy places the organism in Eukaryota, Metazoa, Arthropoda, Insecta, Diptera, Drosophilidae. Gene Ontology annotation, biological process: cell-cell adhesion. The coding region runs from base 1496 to 5470 and encodes 1324 amino acids.
GCUCUGACAAAGAGAGAAAAAUAAAAACAACGUACAAACAACAACAAAUGGUCGCGCGGAGUUCUGUGUGUUGAGAGUUUUGCGAUUUAAAAUUGAAUUUUGUGUGUCUAAUAAUAAUGAAGUAAACAAUUCGCACAGCAACGCGCUACAAAUUUUGUCCAGAGCAAACACAGUGCAAGAUAAAAACCGCAAGCUGUGCAAAAAAUACCCAAUAACAGUAAAUAGCUAUUGCUAAGCCAGCUGCUGCUCUGGCGAAUAUUGUACAAAUUAAUAAAGCAUUAAAAGUAAUUAUAUAAAUAUUUUAAACAACAACAAAUAUAAAGGCCCCAAGCAGAGGCAAGUGCAAUAAUAGAGCCACAGUUAUUAAACAACAACAGCAACAACUUGAAGUGGCUUUACAUCGGUGUGUGUGUUGGUGUGCGUGUGUGUUUAUGCGUUAGUGUGCAGGUAUAAAGCAAAGCAAAGUAAAGCGAAGCAAACAACAAGUAAAACUAUUUACCAAAAAGGAAACGACAAACCAAGCCCAGCAUCUCAACAGAAACGGCAACAGCAACAGCAGAGAGGCAGCAGCUGCGUCAUCAACCGUGCAGUCGACGCAGACGCCGGCUAGGCAUCAUUAGUUGGCGUCGCUGCCCGAGCCCCUCGCUCCUAUCUUACUAAGAAACAGAAACUUGACGAAACGAUCGCGCUGCAGUCGUUGUCGUUGUAGUCGUCGUCUUCGGCUUGGUUUGCUUUACCUGUUAAACAGGUUUUGAAGAAAAACAACAACAACAACAAUUAUAAGCAAACGCGCGCGUCGCUUAACCAAUAACAACAAAAGCAACAACAACGAGGCACAGCAUAAAAAGGUUUAUGUUCGUGUAUGCAAGUGUGUGUGUGUGUGUAUAGUUUUGUGACUGCUGCUUCUUGGAAACCUUUCAAGCGUCGACGCCGACGUCGCCGCCUGCAUACUACGUGAAACGCGCUGCGGCUUUUGUUACCUGCAUUGACGCUGCUGCAAUUAACAACAACAACAACAACAAUACUACUGCCUACUACGCGUUUGUGAUUUCUGCUAAAAGCAACAACAACAACAACACGCUAAAGCUGAGUGAAGCAAACGGCCGAUUAUAACAGUGAAAAAGAGUGUGUGUGUGCGCGCAAAGAAAAUGCUUUAAGACCUGGCCGUAAAAUAAGGGCCAACACGUACGCCAUUUUGAAUUUUGAGUUUUUCAAAGUUCUUCCAAAGUGUGCGAGUUUUUUUUCCUACGCUUUUCUUAUUUAUGUUCAUCGCAUCGGUCGCGAUGUGGCGCUGCCUUUUGGCAUCUUCCGACGCACGCUAAAGCAGCGGAACGGCUGCGACUUUGUCGUAACGCUUACCGUUAGAACACAAAGAAGAAGGAGUUGAAAAACGAGGUAGCAAAAGUUUUUUUUUGGAGCAAAAAUCACGCAAACAGCAACAGCUACAGCAACAACAACAACGACAAGCACAUAGAACGUUAACUAAACCAACAAAAUGGGUACGACAACAAAAACAAAAGUAAGAGCAACAGCAAUAAGCAGAACAAGAACGACAACAACAACAAUUACAUCAACAAGAAAAUCAACGUCAAGCAGAACAGGGAGUUCGAAAUACAUUUUGAUCGCCCUCACAGCCUUGAUUUCACUGAUUGCCGCCCAGUCGGACGAAUCGAUCGAUACGAGAGAGAAUGCUGAUCUGGAGCUUAAGUGUCGGUUCACCGAAAAGUACGAGGCAAAUGAUUUCUCCUUCUACUGGGCACGCUGGACGGCAAAUCCUGCGCAAUUCGAGAACGUGGCCAUUGGUGAUGUGCAGCUCAGCUCCGGCUACAGACUCAACUUCCAACCGGAGCGUGGCAUUUACGAUCUGCUAAUCAAAAACGCCUCCUAUAGUCGCGACAAUGGGCGCUUUGAGUGUCGAAUCAAAGCCAAAGGCACUGGCGCUGAUGUGCAUCAGGAGUUCUACAAUCUGACCGUGCUAACACCACCACAUCCACCUGUUAUAUCGCCCGGCAACAUUGCCGUCGCCACCGAGGAUAAGCCCAUGGAACUAACCUGCAGCAGCAUUGGUGGCUCACCGGAUCCAACGAUAACCUGGUAUCGCGAUGGUUCUAAUUCCCCGCUGCAGUCCACAGUCCUACGUGGUGGAUCUAAGGAUCAGCCCACUAAUGCCACGCUGGCUAUUACGCCACGUCGCGAGGAUGAUGGAGCCAAAUAUAAGUGUGUGGUUCGCAAUCGUGCAAUGAAUGAGGGCAAACGUUUGGAGGCCAUAGCAACACUCAACGUUAACUACUAUCCGCGCGUCGAGGUUGGACCAGAGAAUCCACUGCGCGUAGAACGUGACCGCACUGCCAAAUUGGAGUGUAACGUAGAUGCGAAACCGAAAGUGCCGAAUGUGCGCUGGACACGCAACGGGCGCUUCAUUAGCUCCUCGCUCGUGCACACCAUACAUCGUGUGAGCGUGCAGGAUGGCGGAAAGUACACGUGCAGUGCCGACAACGGACUUGGCAAGACGGGGGAGCAGGAGCUUAUUUUGGACAUCCUGUACCCGCCCACAGUGGUUAUCGAGUCUAAGACGCGUGAGGCAGAGGAGGGUGAGACUGUGAAUAUACGCUGCAAUGUGACGGCCAAUCCGUCGCCAGUGACCAUCGAAUGGCUGAAGGAAGGAGCUCCCGAUUUUCGGUACAACGGUGAGGUGUUGACCCUCGCCUCUGUGCGCGCCGAACAUGCUGGCAACUACAUUUGUCGUGCCGUUAACAUCAUGCAUAGUCAGGGUCAGGAGCGUAGUGAGCGUGUGGGAAAUUCCACAGUUGCAUUGCUAGUACGCCAUCGUCCGGGACAGGCUUAUAUUACGCCGAAUAAACCCGUUGUGCAUGUAGGCAAUGGAGUUACACUCACCUGUUCUGCCAAUCCACCUGGCUGGCCAGUGCCUCAAUACCGCUGGUUCCGCGACAUGGAAGGCGAGUUCUCAACUGCACAGAAAAUAUUGGCAGCGGGCCCACAGUACUCCAUACCCAAGGCCCAUCUAGGCAAUGAGGGCAAGUACCAUUGUCAUGCUGUGAACGAGCUGGGUAUUGGCAAGUUGGCAACCAUUGUGCUGGAAAUACAUCAGCCACCUCAGUUUCUGGCGAAAUUACAGCAGCAUAUGACGCGACGUGUGGCAGAUACAGACUACGCAGUGACCUGUAGUGCUAAGGGUAAACCUGCACCCAGCAUCAAGUGGCUGAAGGAUGGUGUUGAAAUUCUACCUGAACUCAAUCUGUAUGAGGUCAAGACAGAUCCGGAUCAGGGACCAAAUGGUAUGGUAACAGUGCAAAGCAUGCUCAAGUUCCGAGGCAAGGCUCGUCCAAAUAGCAAUCAACUCGUCCCUGGCGAUCGCGGCCUCUACACCUGUCUUUACCAAAACGAAGUAAAUUCGGCGAACUCAUCUAUGCAACUACGCAUUGAACACGAACCCAUCGUCUUGCAUCAGUAUAACAAAGUUGCCUACGAUAUUCGGGAGACCGCAGAAGUAGUAUGCAAAGUUCAGGCAUAUCCCAAGCCCGAAUUCCAAUGGCAAUUCGGCAACAACCCCUCCCCUCUGACCAUGUCGUCUGAUGGUCAUUAUGAAAUAAGUACAACCACAGACAACAAUGACAUAUACACGUCCGUGCUGCGCAUCAAUGCGCUCACGCAUUCCGACUAUGGCGAGUAUACCUGUCGGGUUGUCAACUCACUGGACACCAUUCGCGCUCCCAUUCGUUUGCAACAAAAAGGCGCACCGGAAAAGCCAACAAACUUGCGGACAACUGACGUAGGCCACAAUUACGUGACUCUUAGCUGGGACCCAGGUUUCGAUGGUGGUCUGAGCAAGACCAAAUUCUUUGUGAGCUACCGACGCGUUGCCAUGCCACGUGAGGAACAGUUGAUACCAGAUUGCGCAGCACUGGCCACAUCCAGCACAGAGUGGGUCGAGGUUGACUGCCACCGUGACAACCCAUGCAAGGUUACCUCACUGGAUCAGCAUCAGAGCUACGCGUUCAAGGUUAAUGCGUUGAAUCCGAAAGGCAAUUCACCUUACUCCAACGAAAUUAUGACCACCACCAAGGUUAGCCGCAUUCCACCCCCGCUACAGGUCACAUAUGAGCCAAGCACACGAACUCUGGGCAUCGAUGUAGGCGCCACAUGUCUUUCGCUUGUCGCGGUUGUAGAGACCAUGGUGCAUGGUGACACGCCCAUGGCCGCCUGGGAAGUUGUGGAUACCGUAGAGAAUCUGCAGCUGUCUGGCAAUGGACCCACGCACAAGGAAAAGGUCAUCGAUCGUUUGAUUGCACCACGUCGCAGUGGAGGCGGCCGCGCCCUUGGUCACACCAUAAGCGAGGAUGAGGACGAUGCGGGUCUGAAUACUCUGGCACUUGAAGAUGACAACAGUCCAACGGUGCGCGUGAAACUCUGCCUGCGCAACAAUCCCGAGCACUGUGGCGAAUACACGGACGCUGAAAUUGGCCGCCCUUACAUCGCUGAGGCAAGUGCGCUCGCCACCCCCACGCUCAUUGCGAUAAUCGUGUCGUGCAUUGUGUUCGCUCUGUUCGCCGGUCUGUUGCUCAUGUUCUGCCGCUGCAAACGCAACCAGUCGAAGAAGAGCGCCGCCGCUAAGGACUACGAGAUGGACUCGGUGCGGCCGUCAAUUGUGGCCGCACAACAGAACCAGGCACCGCCGCCCUACUACCCGGCUAGUGGACUGGACAACAAGGCGCUGGAGCACUCUAUGGACCUCGCGUUGAGCAUGGAGGAGCAGAAGACGGCUCUGUAUGCAACACAAAAUGGCUAUAGCUACCAUCCGGGUAGCGGCGUCGUUGGUGCCGGCGGUGUGGUCGGGGUUGGCGGCGUUGGCGUGACCGGCAUACCCGGUUUGACAGGACACACGUUGCCAGGAAAUGAAUGGGUCAACAUGGGCUAUAUGGAGAACAAUUAUUCCAAUUCGAAUAAUGGUGGCAGCGUCAAUUCGCAGGAUUCGCUGUGGCAGGUGAAAAUGUCCGCCGCCGCUGUCGGCACACAGCAAAGUCUAGUGGCAGCGCCUCUCAACACCUAUGUGGAACAACAGCCCACUUAUGGCUACGAUCCGCUCACCCAUGGCGGCUACGGAGCUGUUGACGAUUAUGCUCCCUAUCCCCAUCUAACUGCCACACCCAGCCAGGUGGGCGACGAAUAUCACAAUCUGCGCAACAGCCAGAAUCCGUCCCGGCAGGACUACUGCAGUGAUCCCUAUGCCAGUGUGCAGAAGCCGAAGAAGCGUGUUGAUCAGCACUUAGAUUCACCAUAUCACGACGUAAGCGGCUUGCCGAAUCCCUACAACAUGGAGCACAUGGAACAGGACGAGGUGCUGCCUCCACAACAGCACAUGUCCCUCAGCUACGAUGACAGUUUCGAGGGCGAGUAUUCGACAACGCCAAAUGCACGAAAUCGACGCGUCAUACGCGAGAUUAUUGUCUAGAAUUGGAGCUACCCUGAAAUAAAACAGCAACAACAAUAACAACGAGAAAAUAGAAAGAGGGCGCAGCAACAACUAGACUGUAAAAACGAAAUCAAAAGCACAUAACGUUCUCAUCACAUUCAUUGCAACCACCUCAUCAGCCCAGCUUCCAGUCUCAUCGUCAUCAUGCAAAUAUUGAGUCUCGCCCUUCUUCCUUAUACCCAACAACGAAACAAACUUCGAGUCGAAUUUUGUGCAACUCUUUACUUAAUUUUUACUCAAAUUGUUUUUGAGCAAAGGUGGCCAUGUUUUAUAAUUUUUUAUAGUUCAUAUAUACAUACAUACAUA